This is a messenger RNA of Callorhinus ursinus (northern fur seal), 2127 nucleotides long. The record is from RefSeq and is a predicted model, not a curated record. Lineage: Eukaryota; Metazoa; Chordata; Mammalia; Carnivora; Otariidae.
AUGACAGGGCAUGUGACCUUUGAGGAUGUGGCUGUGUACUUCUCCCAGGAGGAGUGGGCGCUCCUUGACGAGGCUCAGAGACACCUGUACCACACCGUGAUGCUGGAGAACUUGGCACUGCCCUGCGUCCGCCGAAGGGAACUGGAACCUAGAGGAGCAGAAGAGGGCACGUGUGCUCUGCACGGAGCGGGUCUGAGGUUCGGCGCGAGCACGGCUGCGGGGAGCCGCCUUCGGGGCCUCCUGCCGGUCUCCGCCAUUAUCACGCGUCCCCUGGCCCGGUCGAGCCCGCCGAUGACUAUGGUGACGGCCGGGCCAAGGUACCCGGCGCAGGGCCAUGUGACCUUUGAGGAUGUGGCUGUGUACUUCUCCCAGGAGGAGUGGGCGCUCCUUGACGAGGCUCAGAGACACCUGUACCACACCGUGAUGCUGGAGAACUUGGCACUGAUAGCCUCCCUGGGUUGUUGGCAUGGGGUAAAAGCUGAGGAAGCUUUUUCUGAGCAGUGUGUUUUUAUGGAAAGAGUGGCACAGGCCAGGACUCCAGACCCAGGCCUGUCUAUCCCAAAGGCUCAUUCCUGCAUUGUGUGUGUCCUAGCGGAGAAAGGCGUCUUGUACCUUGCUGAGCACGAAGGAACAUGUGCUGGACUGAAACCAUGCACUUGUGGGCCUUGUGGAAAACUCUGCUCGUUUAGUUCUUACUUACACCAGCACCAGAAGCAGAACCAUGGAGAGAAGGACCUUGGAAGGGAGGAGAACGGGGCUUUGUUCAUGAAGAGCAAAGUCCUCAUGUCAGACAAUAUUUUCACCUGUGGAGAGGUUGAGCAUUAUUCCCUGGGCAGCCUGGGCCUUCUCCAGCACCAGACCAUCCCCAGUGGAGAGCAUCCACACAGAGGCAGCGGGAGCAGGGCAGUUUCUCACACUCGGCGACGGCAGCACAGCACACAUGGGCAAGCCUGCCACAAAAAGGUUAAAUUCAUGGGGCAGCAGAGCGCUCACACUGGAGAAAGCCUUCAUAAGUGCAGUCAAUGUGAAAAAUCCUUCGUCUCCAAAAAAAGACUUCUUGAGCACCAGAGAAUCCACACUGGAGGAAAGCCUCAUGAGUGUAGCAAGUGUGGCAGGUUCUUUAAGUACAAAUCUAGUCUUAACCAACACUGGAAAGUUCACACUGGAGAAAGGCCUCAUAAGUGCAGUGACUGCGGGAAGUCCUUUAUCUAUAAAAGCAGACUUCUUGAGCACCAGAGAAUCCAUACUAGAGAAAGGCCUUAUAAGUGCAGUGAAUGUGGGAAGUCUUUCAUCUAUAAAAAGAGACUUCUUGAGCACCAGAGAAUCCACACUGGAGAAAGGCUUUAUAAGUGCAGUGAAUGUGGGAAGUCUUUCUUCUACAAAAGAAUACUUAUAAGGCACCAGAGAAUCCACACUGGAGGAAAGCCUCAUGAGUGUAACGAAUGUGGGAAAUUCUUUAGACACAGACCCAACCUUAUUCAUCACCGGAAAGUUCACUCUAGAGAAAGGCCUUAUAAAUGCAGUGAAUGUGGGAAGUCCUUCAUCCAUAAAAGGAGACUUCUUGAGCACCAGAGAAUCCACACUGGAGAAAGGCCCUAUAAGUGCAAUGAAUGUGAAAAGUCCUUCUUCUACAAAAGAAUACUCCUUGAGCACCAGAGAAUCCAUACUGGAGAAAAGCCUUAUGAGUGUAACGAAUGUGGGAAGUUCUUGAGACACAAAUCUAGCCUUAAUCAUCACUGGAAAGUUCACACUGGAGAAAGGCCUCAUAAGUGCAGUGAAUGUGGGAAGUCCUUCAUCCAUAAAAAGAGACUUCUUGAACACCAGAGAAUGCACACUGGAGAAAGACUUUAUAAAUGCAGCGAAUGUGAAAAGUCCUUUGUCUACAAAAGCAGACUUCUUGAGCACCAGAGAAUUCACACUGGAGAAAAGCCUUAUGAGUGCAGCCAAUGUGGGAAGUUCUUCAGACACAGCUCCACCCUCCUUAAACACCAGAAAGUUCACAACGGAGAAGGCCAUCUCAGCGUGGUAAAUGUGGAAAUCUUACAUCCACAAAAAAAGAUUUGCACCAGAGAAUCUACAUCAGAGAAAAGUUUUAUGAAUGCAGCAAGUGUGGGUAAACCUUCAUAA